AUGUCCAUAGACAGUUUUGGGGCCAACACUGAGAAGAAUCCUAAGGAAGAAUGCAAGGCGGUCCUUACUAGAAGCCAAAUGAGGGAAAAUGCUGAGAGAGAAAAGAGAGAUAAGGGAGCAAUAGAGGAUAAGUUCAAAGACCCAGGAAGUGUAACCAUCCCAUGUUCUAUUGAGGAGGUGUCACUGGGUAAAGCUCUCCUUGAUCUGGAGGAAACCAUCAAUCUGAUGCCCCUAUCUAUGAGCUGGAGGAUUGGGAAUCUAAAGAUUACUUCCACCAAAAUGUCGUUUCAGCUAGCAGACCAUUCAAUCACCAAACCAUAUGGUGUAGUUGAAGACGUCCUUGUCAAGGUUUUCCAAUUCAUUUUUCUGGUGGACUUUGUGAUAAUGGAUAUAGAAUAG
This is a messenger RNA of Glycine soja, 399 nucleotides long. RefSeq lists its product as uncharacterized. NCBI's taxonomy places the organism in Eukaryota, Viridiplantae, Streptophyta, Magnoliopsida, Fabales, Fabaceae. The record is from RefSeq and is a predicted model, not a curated record. The transcript has 2 exons. The coding region runs from base 1 to 399 and encodes 132 amino acids.